Molecule: messenger RNA, 1199 nt
Organism: Brassicogethes aeneus
Lineage: Eukaryota; Metazoa; Arthropoda; Insecta; Coleoptera; Nitidulidae
Source: the annotation of a GenBank genome assembly
CUAACAUCUAUUUAUUCUUAUUGACAAUAAAAAAUGUGAUUAGCUGAAGACGGAUUCGGUGCUUUAUUUUAAGACAUUUAUGAAUGAAGUUGAGUUUAAAAGUCCUUUCUAGUGUUUGUGUUGAAGGUGGUCAACAUUAAUUAUUAUUACAGUUUUACAUCAUAUGUUGCCUUAACAACAAUGAAGAGGAAUCUCUGGGGACAUAUUUAGUAUAUUUUUAAGUUAUUUAGUUAACUUUAUUGUUAAAUUAUGGGUUCCCUAACUGUAAAGGAAGUUUUGUGCGUGUUAUAUUCUGUGUUAUUAUUUGUGUCUGGAAUUGUACUUAUUUCUUUAUCGGCUAUUUUAGCAAUAAAACUUUUUAAUCAAUUUAAAUUUGUCCCCUCUGGCAGUGUGGGGCCUUUUAUUGUUAUUUUUAUAUUGGGAUUCAUUCACCUUUUCCUUACUUGGUUGGGCGUUAAAGGGCCUUCAAGAGAACAUGAUUUCCACAUUUACAUGUUUAUGAUACUUACUCUAAUUCUUUUAUGCGGCGAAUUUGCUAUUGGGGUAUGGUCCAUGGUUUUGCGGGGUCAAGUGGAAAAUGAGUCUGGGAAAUUAUUAACCGAAUCGUUUGAUGAAAUGAUUAAAAUCGACUACAACAAAAAAGAAUGGGUGCGAUUGCAAAUCGACUUAAAAUGUUGCGGUUUACAUGGUUCCCAAGAUUAUGCUAUUAAAGAUUCAUAUCCAAAAGCUUGUACAGAUUACCAAGUUUCUAAUGGGACUUUUCAAGUUUUAUAUGAAAAUGGUUGUAAUAAAGCUUUAGUGAAACAUGUUAAAAAAAUAAUGCUUUAUGGAGCUCUUCUGGGAUUUUUAUCAUCUUUAUAUCAGGCCGUGGGACUCUUUAUUUUUUACCUAUUUGUCAAGGAACUGAAAAAUGUAAGGUCCAAACGUAUAGCAAGGAGAUUGCAAAUGGACAGAGAAGCUGCUGCAGCUGUUCAUCCUCCAGGACCUCAGUCUUCCCCACCACCAGUGUCAACUUCACAAUAAAAACGUACCUGUGCAGUAAAACAGUAUUUAUUUUAUAAUACGUCAGCAUAAUUUUAGUAUCUAUUGAACUGUUUUAAUGCCAAAAUAUUCCUUCCACAUGACAAUAAACUUAUUUUUGUAUAGGAUUAGUUAGCUCCUUUAAUACUUAUUAUGUUUUUUCUGUUCUCUUAUUUUUU